UGCUGCUGCUUUUGCUCUACUUGCCUUAGCCUUUGGUCGGCUGUAGCAAACGAGCGACUCCAGCCCAUGAAUGGUCCACAAAGCAAAUAAUUAUAUGCUCACGGUAGAAGUCCGUUCCGAAACUUCCCAGGCAGCGAAUAGGUUUCUUUAUCUUUUGUUAAUUAUUGAAAAAGACCCAAGUAUCGCCCGUUGGAUGAGAACAUUGUGUACGGAAUUACAGCCGCUUAGCAGGCCGUAUCGCCAUUGCUUUGUAAGGCUGCUGGCUAGCUACGGUCUUCUUCAACUGGCAAAACUGUUCGUGGAUACAAGCAACACGGAUCUUCAAGAUGAGGAAGAAAGCUCGGCACCACCGGGUCCCGGUGCCCCAGAGGCCACCAUCUCCCAUCAAGCCUUCCCCCAACAAACAAAUUUUGACAUAUGCUCAGGCACAGCGCAUGGUGGAGAUGGAGAUCGAUGGUCGCAUCCAUCGGCUCAGCAUUUACGACAAGCUGGAUGUGAUCUCGGACGAUGACCCCAUGGUGCAGGAGAUGAUGGAGUGCACCAGCAAUAAGGAGAAUGCAGAGAAACCUCAGCAGCAGGUCCUCCUGAGGUCAGUCAGGCUAAAAAAUAACCAGGAGAAGAGGAAUGCCGCGCUGGGCAUCACUGCUCACGGAGAAGAUGGCGGACAGCAUGCCAGCGGUAAUGCUGGCCCAAAGCUUCCGGAGCCCAAGUUCCGCACAGUGGAAUAUAACCUUCCGGCAGUUCCUAAGCGCCCAGCUACCUUUUAUAAAUAUCAGGAGAAGACUGAGGAAGAGCUGGAUGAGGAAACAGAGUAUGACAUGGACGAGGAAGAUUAUGCCUGGCUGGACCUGGUCAAUGAGAAACGACGAAGUGAAGGGGUCAGCCAGGUUUCUCACAAUGUCUUUGAAUUCUUGGUGGACCGCUUUGAGAAAGAGUCUUACCUGGAGUCUCUGUGUCAAGACAGCGAACAGCAGGUCCCCAUUGAUGAGGAUGCUGUCUGCUGCAUCUGCAUGGACGGCGAGUGUCACAACAGCAACGCUAUCCUGUUCUGUGACAUGUGCAACUUGGCUGUGCACCAGGAAUGUUACGGCGUGCCCUACAUCCCUGAAGGCCAGUGGUUGUGCCGACACUGCCUCCAGUCACCCACCCAGCCUGCAGACUGCAUCCUUUGUCCCAACAAGGGUGGAGCAGUGAAAAAGACUGAUGACGACCGCUGGGGCCAUGUGGUGUGCGCCCUGUGGGUUCCUGAGGUUGGCUUCUCCAACACCACCUUCAUCGAGCCCAUUGAUGGCGUUAGCCACAUCCCUCCAGCCCGCUGGAAGCUCACCUGCUACCUCUGCAAAGAGAAAGGCAUUGGGGCAUGCAUCCAGUGCCACAAAGCCAACUGCUAUACUGCCUUCCACGUCAGCUGUGCUCAAAAGGCUGGCCUCUUUAUGAAAAUGGAACCUGUCAAAGAGGUAACGGAAACAGGAGAGCCCACCUUCUCUGUGAAGAAGACAGCCUACUGCGGAGCUCACACGCCCAGCGGUUGUGUCAGAAGGCCUCUCACCAUCUAUGAUGAUGCCAAACACAAAAAUGGACUAUGUAAAAAAGUGGACAAGGGGAAAGGAGCUGGUAAAGGAAAGUCAAAAGGAAAAAAGAAGAAAAAGAGUAAAAAGCCUGAGCCUGAAAUUGAAGAAGAAGUUGCAACCCCUGCUAUUGUGCCUAAUUUCCCCCCCCACAGGUUGCAAACCAUUCUGAAUCAGGUGUCAGUCCAGAAGAAGAAGGCAUUUGUCGAGCUGGUGUUGAAUUACUGGACACUGAAGAGGCAAUCCAGGAACGGGCUUCCCCUGAUUAGACGCCUUCACACAAGCAUGCAAUCUCAGAAGAAUGCUCAGCCGGGUCUCCAGAGGCAGAGUGAAGAGCAGAGCAGGGCUCUAAAGGAGCAGUUGAAGGAGUGGCACCGACUCCGUCAUGACCUGGAGAGGGCCCGGCUGCUGCUGGAGCUAAUCCGCAAGAGGGAGAAGCUCAAGAGGGAAGAGAUGAAGCUGCAGCAAACCCUGCUAGAGAUGCAGCUGACUCCCUUCACUAUUCUGCUCAGGGCUCUUCUGGACCAGCUCCAGGAGAAAGACCAGGCCAGGAUCUUCGCCCAGCCUGUUGACAUCAGCGAGGUGCCUGACUACCUUGACCACAUUAAGCACCCCAUGGACUUCUCCACCAUGCGGCAGCGCCUCGAUGCCCAGGGCUACUGCAACUUGGAGCAGUUUGAAGAUGACUUCAACCUCAUCAUCGCCAACUGCAUGAAGUACAACUCCAAGGACACCUAUUUCCACCGAGCCGCUGUGCGCCUCCGUGACCAGGGCGGGGCUUUGCUCAGGAAGACGCGGCGUGACGUGGAGAGAAUUGGCUUUGACACGGAGAGCGGCAUGCACCUCACCGAGGCUCCCGAAAUCAAAGCACCACCGCCGUUUUCUUGGGAGGACGUGGACCGCUUAUUGGUGUCGGCCAAUCGGGAGCACAUGUCUCUGGACCAGCAGCUGCACCAGCUACUGGAGAAGUUUGACCUGACCUGUGCCAUGAAGUCCAGCCCCUCCCGCAGUAAGCGUGUGAAGCUGCUCAAGAAGACCAUCAGUGAUGUGCGCAAUGAGAUGAGCCUGAAGAGAGUCCUGCCCUCCCACCACCACUCUUCCACGUUGUCGUCCUCUUCGUCAGCCUCGUCCCGCUCAGAGUUGGAUAAAGCAAAAGAAGAGAGUGUAAAAGCCAAUGGACACUUCCCCGAUGAUGAAGGAGACAAGUCUCUUCCUCCUAAAUUGGAGCCCUCGGACUCCAUACCUCCUCUAAUCCACUCAGAUGGAGACCCCGAGCCCCCCACCCUCAAACCAAUCGACGCCGGCCCAGACUGCAACGACAAGUCCCAUGGCAAGCGGGUCAAGUUUGACGGGGACAAAUUUGACUCUCUGUCCUCCCCUCCGCGCCUCAAUGGUCACUCCCACACCAGCUCCCAGAAUUCGUUGCUGGAGGGUGACGUGAGCGUUGUGGCCACAUCGACUCUCGCUGAACCCACAGGCACUGUCAGCCGACGGACUGCUGUGCUUUUCCACAAGUCGAAGAGCGCCAGCCCCCACAAAUCUCAGAAUGGUGGAGAGGAAGGGACAGGAGCAGAGGAAGGCGAGAUAAAAGAGGCAGAGGGUGAGGAGGAAGAGGAUGAAGAUGGCCCACAGCUGGGCUCCAAGUCCUUUCUGUCGGUGGUCAUACCCCGGCUAGAGACCCUGCUGCACAGCAGGAAGAGGAGGCACAGCGGCACCAGAGAGAGUGAGGAAGAGGGAGCAGGAGAGGAAGAGGGUGAAGGGGAGGGCGAGUCACCAGUCAAACGGCUUGACACAGGUCUGUCCAAUGGUUUUGUGGAGGAGGAAGAGGAGAAGGAGCUAGAAGCAAGUAGACCCCUGGAGCCACGGAGACGAUGUGCCUCAGAGUCCUCCAUCUCCUCCUGUAGCAGCCUGCCUGGCAGCACCAGCACCACUCUCAGUCUUCCAAAAUGUGGGAAGGGGAAACCCGCCUUGGUCCGGAGGAACACUGUGGAUGACAAGAGCGAGCUAAUCGCCUGCAUUGAAAACGGGAACUUUGCAAAAGCUGCUCGGAUCGCUGCCGAGGUUGGCAACAGCAAUAUUUGGAUGCCCGCUAGUGCUGCAACAGUUGCUCUGGAACCCCUAAAGCUAGUUUGGGCCAAAUGUAGUGGAUACCCUUCCUACCCUGCCUUGAUCAUAGACCCUCACAUGCCGCGGGUGGGCUGCCAGCACAACGGGGUGUCCAUCCCCAUGCCCCCUAUGGACGUGCUCCGCAUUGGGGAGCAGAUGCAGUACAAGGCCGAAGAGAAACUCUACCUCGUCCUCUUCUUCGACAACAAGCGCAGCUGGCAGUGGCUUCCUAGAUCCAAGAUGGUUCCUCUGGGGAUGGACAAGACCAUAGACAAGAUCAAGAUGAUGGAGGGGCGCACAUCCAGCAUCCGCAAGGCUGUCCAGAUUGCCUUCAACCGUGCCAUGAACCACCUGAGCAUAGUGCAGGAUGAGCCAGUCAGUGACCUCAGUGAUGUGGACUGAUGACACUCACCCACUCACACACACACACACACACACACACACACACACACACACACAGACUUGUACCUCUCCUGUACCAACUACCUUCUUCCCACUCUGUCUCUGCAGAAGACUCAAAUGUUUACUGGGCGCCUGCUGUAACAGGCGGUGCCUUUCCUCUUCCAUUCCUACUCAUACACACUUUUACCAUUUGCCGAUCUGAUAUGGUUGCUGCUUAAAUGAAUGUGCCCAUCUCUCCACCCCAUCUCCAUUUUUCCAAUUUUGCCGAGAGACUGCCCUCCUCAUCAUCACAGCUUCUGUUGUACCUUACCACUCCCUCCACUUCCCCGCCCCUAAAAAAAGUGUAAUUUCUAUUCAUCUAAUUCCAGUUAGAUGCUUUGUUUUUUAAUUCAUAUAUUUGGGUUACUUAAGUUAAAUUGUGCUUGACUGAAUCCGUUAAGCCAGCCAUCAGACAAAUGCUGGGAAAUUUUGGCUGUGGCUGGUAAGUUUAUCAAUUUUACAAACCAUGUUGACUGGUAGCCAACCAUCAUUUGGAGGUCUUAUUCUGUUAGAGGUCAUAUUUUAAAAUAGCCAACUGGCUAGUUAAUUCUCGGAUGAGUUAUCUGUUGUGGUGGGAGGACAAAACAUGUUAGUGUCCUGCCCUGCUAAAUUGAGGCUGUUCAAUUGUGUGAUCGGUUGAAUCAGCCAUAGCCAAAGCCUCCUUUUUAUGUCAGGUCACACUUCAGUCAUCUCCACAUAAUACCUUCCUUUGUCUUCAAAAAAAAAACAAAACAACCUGUAAAUACUCUGUACAAUUGCCUGACACUAACUUAUUUUGUAGUUUUGACAUAAAAUGGGUACUGUUCAAGACUUUUCCUAGUAUUUAUACUUUGAUGAAUUGUUAGCACUAUGGUGUGGUAUUUUGCCGGUGCUGUGUGAUCAAGAAGAAAAAAGAAAAAAAAGAACAUGUUAAAGCCUUAGCUUUGAAGAUUAGGGCUAAAAUGUCAUGUUUCUGAAAAGUAUGAAAGUAUUCCCUUUUCAUUUUUUUUUUAAGUUAUUGAAGUUUAUAAGCAUAAGCUUCCAUUUGGCAUUAAUCGUUUUGUAAUCAAAAAUAGUUUUAGUAUAUUUUUGUUGAUAAAUAUUUAUAUGAUUGAAUAUAUAUGUUAAGUCUCCGAUGCUCAUACAGGAAAGUCUGAUGUUGUGGAAACAAAAUGUGCGUUGUUCUCAAGAAACCAAAAAUGUUGCUACCCACAAGUUGUUUUUACAGAUUCAUUUCAGCGUGAUGUGUGAAAUUAUUGCAGAAAAGAAGAAAAAGAAGAAAAAAGAGGAAAAAAACAACUGUAAAAGUUAUUUUUAUGUAAUGAAUUUGACUGUUACUUGGUUUUGCUGUAGUUUUAGGGAGAUGUGCCUGCAUUAACUUAUUGUAAAGUAUUUGCAUUACUUUAUAUUCAAGGAACGAUGUGGAAAUUGAUUGUGGUAAAAGUGGCACAUUUGUGGUGGAUUGUUUAAGUUGCCUUUUUUUAAGUAACCUUUUCUAACUUUUUUUUUUCUUACAAUUUAGCUGUAGACUUCAUGACAUUCAUUUUAUACUAUCGCCCAUGUUUUUUUCUGGAUAGCAUUGGGUAGUUUUGGUAUAUUUCCUUUUAUACUUAACUAGUAGAUUUUUUUUUUAAUCUGGUCAUACAAACUAUUGCUGGGACUGUUUUGUAGCAAAACAAAAAAUAAAAAUAAAAAAUGACAACAGUAUAAAAACAC
Messenger RNA from Myripristis murdjan (pinecone soldierfish), 5810 nucleotides. It is a transcript of the gene brd1a, whose product is annotated as bromodomain containing 1a. The record is from RefSeq and is a predicted model, not a curated record. The transcript has 13 exons. Lineage: Eukaryota; Metazoa; Chordata; Actinopteri; Holocentriformes; Holocentridae. Gene Ontology annotation, molecular function: protein binding. Gene Ontology annotation, biological process: regulation of transcription by RNA polymerase II. The coding region runs from base 327 to 4076 and encodes 1249 amino acids.